CUUUGACUCUCCACAGUAGAGUCUCUUGUUUCUCUGGCUUCCUCAAGUUCACACUCGCAGGGUUAUUGACUGCAGAUUGCAGUCACCAUGUCUGACUCAGUAAUUCUUCGCAGUGUGAAGAAAUUUGGAGAGGACAAUUAUGGUUUAGAGUCAGAAAGAUUCUAUAACAAUGAUAAGAAUUCAAGGUUACAAGAUGAGAGGAAAGGUGACAGCAGUCCAGUUGGCUUCUUUCAAUUGUUUCGGUUCUCUUCAACGACUGACAUUUGGCUGAUGUUUGUGGGAAGUUUAUGUGCAUUUCUCCAUGGACUAUCCCAUCCAGGCGUGCUGCUCAUUUUUGGCACAAUGACAGAUGUUUUUAUUGAAUAUGACACUGAAUUACAACAACUCAAGAUCCCUGGAAAAGCAUGUGUGAACAACACUAUAGUAUGGCUCAACAGCUCCCUUAACCAGAAUGUGACAAAUGGAACUCAGUGUGGGUUGCUGGACAUUGAAAGUGAAAUGAUCAAAUUUGCCAGUUACUAUGCUGGGAUCGCUUUGGUAGUACUUAUCACAGGAUAUAUUCAGAUAUGCUUUUGGGUGAUUGCUGCAGCUCGUCAGAUACAGAAAAUGAGAAAAAUUUCCUUUAGGAAAGUAAUGCGAAUGGAAAUAGGAUGGUUCGACUGCAAUUCCGUGGGAGAGCUGAAUACAAGAUUUUCUGAGGAUAUUAACAAAGUCAAUGAUGCCAUUGCCGACCAAAUGGCCAUUUUCAUUCAGCGCAUGACCACGAGCAUCUGUGGGUUCCUGCUGGGAUUUUACCAGGGUUGGAAACUGACCCUGGUCAUUAUCUCUGUGAGUCCUCUCAUCGGGAUUGGAGCAGCCAUCAUUGGUCUGAGUGUGUCCAAGUUUACUGACUAUGAAUUGAAGGCCUACGCCAGAGCAGGGUCAGUGGCUGAUGAAGUCAUUUCAUCUAUGCGAACGGUGGCUGCUUUUGGUGGUGAAAAAAAAGAGGUUGAAAGGUACGAGAAAAAUCUUGUGUUUGCCCAGCGUUGGGGAAUUAGAAAAGGGAUCGUGAUGGGAUUCUUUACUGGAUUCAUGUGGUGUCUCAUCUUCCUCUGUUAUGCACUGGCCUUCUGGUAUGGCUCCAAACUUGUCCUAGAGGAUGGAGAAUAUACGCCAGGAACCCUUGUCCAGAUUUUCCUCAGUAUUCUAUUAGGAGCUUUAAAUCUUGGCAAUGCAUCUUCUUGUCUGGAAGCCUUUGCGACUGGGCGUGCAGCGGCCACCAGCAUUUUUCAGACAAUAGACCGGAAACCCAUCAUUGACUGCAUGUCAGAGGAGGGUUACAAGUUGGAUCGAAUUAAGGGCGAAAUUGAAUUCCAUAAUGUGACCUUCCACUACCCUUCCAGACCAGAGGUGAAGAUUUUAGAUAACCUCAGCAUGGUCGUUAAAUCAGGGGAAAUGACAGCUGUGGUAGGAUCCAGUGGAUCCGGGAAAAGUACAGCCUUGCAGCUUAUUCAGCGUUUCUACGACCCCAGUGAAGGCAUGGUGACUUUAGAUGGCCAUGACCUUCGCUCUCUUAACAUUCAGUGGCUUAGAGCUCAGAUUGGGUUGGUGGAGCAAGAGCCCGUUCUGUUCUCCACCACCAUUGCAGAGAACAUUCGUUAUGGCAGAGAGGACGCAACAAUGGAAGAUAUAGUUCGAGCUGCCAAGGCAGCCAAUGCCUACAGCUUCAUCAUGGAUCUGCCACAGCAAUUUGACACUCUUGUCGGAGAGGGAGGAGGCCAGAUGAGUGGUGGCCAGAAACAAAGAGUGGCCAUUGCCAGAGCCCUUGUCCGAAACCCCAAGAUCCUGCUUUUGGACAUGGCCACCUCGGCACUGGACAACGAGAGUGAAGCCAUGGUACAAGAGGCACUGAGUAAGAUUCAGCAGGGACAUACGAUCAUUUCAGUUGCUCAUCGCCUGUCCACAGUCAGAGCUGCAGAUGUCAUUAUUGGUUUUGAACAUGGUACAGCAGUGGAAAGAGGCACCCAUGAGGAACUGUUGGAACGGAAAGGAGUCUACUUCACUCUAGUGACUUUGCAGAGUCAAGGUGAUCAGGCUGCUAACGUAGAAGGCAUAAAAGGAGAAGAUAAAACGGACGGGGCCUCACUUGACAACAAACAGACCUUUUGCAGAGGGAGCUACCAGGCUAGUUUAAGAGCUUCAAUCCGAGAACGCUCCAAGUCUCAGCUUUCUUACUUGGUACAUGAACCUCCAUUAGCUGUUGUAGAUCAUAAGUCUACUUAUGAAGAAGACAGAAAGGACAAGGACAUUCCUGUGGAAGAAGAAAUUGAACCGGCCCCAGUUAGGAGGAUUCUGAAAUUCAAUGCUCCAGAGUGGCCCUACAUGCUGGUAGGGGCGGUGGGUGCCGCUGUCAAUGGGUCGGUCACACCACUCUAUGCCUUUUUAUUCAGCCAGAUUCUUGGGACUUUUUCACUUCCUGAUAAAGAAGAACAAAGGUCACAGAUCAAUGGUGUGUGCCUGCUCUUUGUAGUAGUGGGCUGUGUAUCCUUUUGCACUCAGUUUCUGCAGGAAUAUGCUUUUGCUAAAUCUGGAGAACUUCUUACAAAAAGACUACGUAAAUUUGGUUUCAGAGCAAUGUUAGGGCAAGACAUUGGCUGGUUUGAUGACCUCAGAAAUAGUCCUGGGGCACUAACAACAAGGCUUGCUACAGAUGCCUCCCAAGUUCAAGGGGCAACCGGCUCUCAAAUCGGAAUGAUGGUCAAUUCCUUCACGAACGUCACUGUGGCCAUGAUCAUUGCCUUCUUCUUUAGCUGGAAGCUAAGCCUGGUCAUAAUGUGCUUCUUUCCCUUCUUGGCUUUAUCGGGAGCCAUACAGACCAGAAUGUUGACAGGAUUUGCCUCUCAAGACAAGGAGGCUCUGGAGAUCGCUGGCCAGAUUACGAAUGAAGCCCUCAGUAAUAUCCGCACUGUUGCUGGGAUUGGAAAGGAGAGGCAGUUUAUUGAAGCAUUUGAGGUUGAACUGGAGAAGCCAUUCAAGACUGCCUUUCGAAAAGCGAAUGUUUAUGGAUUAUGCUUUGGUUUUUCCCAGUGCAUGGUGUUUGUUGCUAAUUCUGCUUCCUACAGAUAUGGAGGUUACUUAAUCCCCAACGAAGGGCUCCAUUUCACCUAUGUGUUCAGGGUGAUCUCUUCAGUUGUAUUGAGUGCAACAGCUCUUGGAAGAGCCUCCUCUUACACCCCUAGUUAUGCCAAAGCCAAGAUAUCAGCUGCACGCUUUUUUCAACUGCUGGACCGACACCCCCCAAUCAAGGUGUACAGUAGUGCAGGUGAAAAGUGGGACAACUUCCAGGGCCAGAUUGACUUUGUUGACUGUAAAUUUACAUAUCCUUCUCGACCUGAUAUACAAGUUCUGAACGGUCUCUCAGUAUCGGUUCGUCCAGGUCAAACGCUGGCCUUUGUUGGAAGCAGUGGAUGUGGCAAAAGCACGAGUAUUCAGCUGUUGGAGCGUUUCUAUGAUCCUGACCAAGGGGAGGUGAUGAUAGAUGGGCAUGACAGCAAAAAAGUCAAUGUCCAGUUUCUCCGCUCGAACAUUGGGAUUGUUUCCCAGGAGCCAGUGUUGUUUGCCUGUAGCAUCAUGGACAAUAUCAAGUAUGGAGACAACACCAAAGAAAUCCCCAAGGAAAAAGUCAUAGAAGCCGCAAAGCAGGCACAGCUGCAUGACUUCAUCAUGUCCCUCCCAGAGAAAUAUGAAACUAAUGUUGGGGCCCAAGGGUCUCAACUAUCUCGAGGAGAGAAACAACGUAUUGCUAUUGCUCGGGCCAUUGUACGAGAUCCUAAAAUCUUGCUACUAGAUGAAGCUACUUCUGCCUUAGACACAGAAAGUGAAAAGAUGGUGCAGGCCGCCCUGGACAAAGCCAGAGAAGGUCGGACCUGCAUUGUCAUCGCUCAUCGUUUGUCUACCAUCCAAAACUCAGAUAUCAUUGCUGUCAUGUCACAGGGGAAAGUGAUUGAAAAGGGGACCCAUGAAGAACUGAUGGGCCAGAAAGGAGCCUACUACAAACUCGUCACCACAGGAGCCCCCAUCAGUUGAGCUGACUCAAGAACGUCGUGUACAGAUGAGGCACCAAUUACAGGAGGGCCGUGGGUUUGUUUUUUUUUUCCUUUAAGGAGAAAUGAUAAUAUUUUACUUUUACAGACAUUGUCAUACACUCAGAUCCAAGCUAAUUUCUAAUGACCUUCAAUAAUAUCUUAGUUUUAAAAAUCUGUAUAUAGAAAAUGAAAGAAACUAGGGUUAGUGUGAGUGAGAAUCCAAUGUCAAGCAGGUGCUCAGCCAUUACCCAGUGGCUUUCUCCAUGCAGAAGCCAGCCCCAGUUACUACAUGGGAAUCAACAAGAAGUCACAGAGUAAAUGAGACUUUGAAUUCCUCAAGGCAGAGGACUAUCCUUCGAAUUUUUGAAACUUCAGUGUACACAGAGCCUAGUGCACUUACAAUAGGCACUCAACGCCUGUUUAUCAAGCUGGACCAAGGUCAUAUGUGAAGAGAACAGGAGGACUGACAACCAACUAUUUCUUGACUAAAAGUUUUCUUGCAAGUGAAAGCAGAUUCAUUCAUCUGUAAGGAUGAGGACAGGGGAGGGAGGGCUUUGAGGCCGGGAAAGGCAGGAAGGGGCAAGGACUUGCAGGGACUUACCAGUCAGGGGUGUGGAUUCACAGAUGCAGGGUGUAGUAGGUGGGUGGUGGGGUCAACAUUGACUGCACGACAAUUGGCCAAGGUGGCUUUUUUUGUAUAACACUGUAUGAAGCUACAACAAGAUAAAAAGGCACUGUCUUCAUUUCAGGAAUAGACUGGAGAGGCAAAGGACAGCACCCUGGGAUAAAGGUUCCAUCCCAGGCCUUUAAUCCUUGUCACCACCCUCCACACUGGUUGCCUGUAUGGGAACAGAAGUACACGCCUCUCCUGCAGUAGGAUGGCUGCCCUUCUCUAAUUCUAGCAAAAGAAUUGGGGAAGCUCACUGAGAAACAUGCACUUAGAGACCCAAGUCACAUUUGAAGGGGUGGCUAAAGACAAGGGGAUUGAAUAUAAAGCGAUAUAUGAACAGAAAAAAAAAAAAUUCCAGCUCCCUCCUCCCCUGGCAGGAGAUUUUAGGAGUAGCCUCUGGGGAAACUGGAGAAUCCAGUUAAAAGGAAAGAGACUAUCUUUUAAUGAGGUACAAUGAGGUAUAAAAGAGACUACAGAAGAGAGACUACCAGGGGCAGAGAUCCUCCAAAGAAACUCCCCAACCAGAUUACUCUACCUUGAAGCCCACCUGCCAAAAACCCAUACCCAUUGGCUUUUCAGUGCCUCACUCUUCCAUAGGAAUAGAUUGUCAAGAAUCACCAGGCCCUGAGGAAAUAUUUUAACACAAAAAACAAAAUGACAACAAUAGACUGCCCAGAACAAGGACAUUAGAGGUAACAGAGCCAAUGCAAAGAUUUGGAAAACAAAGAAUGCCAAUAAAUUCACAUAAUGAGAUGAGAAAAUAGUCCCAUCUAUUUAAAUAAAAACAAGAGUUCAUAAAAAUGAACAUGCAAAUAAAAUACAAAAAAGAGCUCUUGACAACUGAGGUGAAAAAUUCAGUAGCAGUUCCUAUCAAGUCGUCCUGCCCUCAAGAUGUCUUCCUGCUCUAUCUCUUUCCCAAAUGCACUCGAUGUAUAUAUAUAUAUAUAUUUUCUUCCCAUGGCCAACAAGUGAAAUUCUGCCUACAAAUUAAGCUUGAGCUGUUGUAUAAUGAGAUAUAUUAUUUAUGUGUCUGUCCAGUGUUCCCUGGUAAAUAACCAUAAAGGUGGUUUAGCAAGGUCACUAGUCAGGUCAGAAGAAAUGAUAGUUGCCAAGUCAGGGGGCGGAGAGGGUAGAGGACAGCACUUUAGUUAAGUCAAGAAAAAUGGCAGGGACAAGUACAUUGCAGAAUAAAGAUGCCUGCAAGAAGGAAUUAAAUUUUGCAGUAUGCAUGGGCUCGUCCUGUAAUAUUGAAGAAAGGAGACCAAAAUCCAUUUGUGUAAGUGCGCAUUUCAAAGAAGAACAUAAGCUUCGUGCUGGGAGGCUGUCAGUUUCCUGGCGUGCAAUGUGUGAGGUGUGAAAAAUGAAUGAAUGAGAGUCAUUUUUCAAAUAAGGUACUUGAAAGUUAUUGAUGAGUGGGAUAAGGUUGACAACAGAGGGUUUGAAAUAAUGUGGGAAAACAUUUGUUUUUUGAGGCUCAGUGACAAGGUAAAGGAUUAUAACCUUAAAAAUAGAGAAUAAAUAAAGUUGCAAAUUUAUUUUACAACACCAGGGAGCGCCAAUAAUUCCAUAUCUAUCCCACAUCCAAUGUUGCUAGCCAAAGAUUUGGUCUCUGCAAUUUUACAUUAUUAAUGUUUCUCAGAUAAAGGGGGUACUUGCUUUCUCUGUUCUAUCUGACACUUAUCUCAAGUCUUUCUAUGAUUUCUAAUGUUUUCAGGAUGGGUUCAUGCUAUAACCCCAAAUAAUAAAAGUUUACAGGAGAAAAAAUAAUUGAAGAAUUGGAAGACAAAGUUGGGGAAAUUUCCCUGAAGGUAAGACAAAAAUAUAGAGCCAAAAAGUAGAAAAAAAGAAAAAGAAAAAUUUUAGAGGAAAAACCCAGGAGGUAUAAUAAUUAGCUAAUUGCAGUUCCAGAAAGAAAGAUUAGAGGGGAGUAAAUUAUUAAAUGGUCCGAAGAUAUUUCCUGUAACUGGAGAAUAUAAACUUUCAACUUGAAUGGGUUCAACAAAUGUCGAAUAUAAUAAAUAAGUAAAGAUCCUCUGUGGGCACACUAUUAGGCAAUCUUAGAAAACUGGGAAAAGAAGAUACUCAAAUUUUCCAGGAGAGGGUGGAACAUGUUACAUAUAAUAAAGAAUCAUAAUGACAUAGAAUCUCUUGACAAUAACACUAAUAAAAGUCAGAAGAUGUAAAGAUUU
Messenger RNA from Callorhinus ursinus (northern fur seal), 6923 nucleotides. RefSeq names its product ATP binding cassette subfamily B member 11 (gene ABCB11). Gene Ontology annotation, cellular component: mitochondrial inner membrane. NCBI's taxonomy places the organism in Eukaryota, Metazoa, Chordata, Mammalia, Carnivora, Otariidae. Gene Ontology annotation, biological process: oligopeptide export from mitochondrion. Gene Ontology annotation, molecular function: ABC-type oligopeptide transporter activity; ATP binding; ATP hydrolysis activity. The record is from RefSeq and is a predicted model, not a curated record.